CAGAGCAUAUGAUUUUUCUUGAUUCUCUCCGUAGAAAGAAAGAAAAUUAAGAUCACAACAUUAAAUGGAAACAAAAAAGUGGAAGAGAUGGAUACUCGUAGAAGAAGAUACUCCGUAUAUGGAAAUGGAAGGAGAGAGAACGCUUUUAAACUCAAUUAGACCGGUUCACUUAGACUCACCUAAUUUUUAUUAAAACCUAGUUUUACUUUGUAUAGGCAAGAAUUACCUUACAAAAUUCUUCAAAUUGCAAAUCUUAAACGAAUUUCGGAUUUCAAAAACAAAAAAAAAAUCUCAAUUUGACAAAUAAUGCUGCGAACGUGGCGAAAGGUAACCUUGGCGUCUUGGCGGUCACCGUCUCACCAAUUGACAACAAAGGCGUAACAACAGCGGCGCCGGCGAGGUGUGAGAGGAUGAUGAUGCCAUCGUCGUCAGUGAUGAUUCGGCGGUUCUGCUGCUUCAGCGCCGCCUCUAGUCCUGCUACCACUUCGGUGAUGAAAUCCAUUUCUAAGAAGAACCGUCUUGUCUUCUUGGGUUCCCCUCAGGUAUCUGUGUCGGUUCUAGACGCUUUAUUCGACGCCGCAGCUACGCCGGAUUCCUCCUUUGAGGUAGCUGCUAUCAUCACUCAGCCUCCCUCUGGUAGAGAUAGAGGAAGGAAAGUUAUGCCUUCACCAGUUGCACAACACGCUCUUGACCACGGCUUUGCAUCUGAUAUGAUCUUCACACCUGUGAAAGCUGGUGAGGAACCCUUUCUUUCAAACUUUAAAGCUUUGGAGCCUGAACUCUGCGUCACUGCUGCUUAUGGGAAUAUAUUGCCCACAAAGUUUCUAAACAUCCCAUCAAAGGGCACAGUCAAUGUACACCCAAGCUUGCUGCCAUUAUACCGUGGAGCUGCCCCUGUUCAAAGAUCACUACAGGAUGGUGUCAAAGAAACUGGAGUAUCAUUAGCAUAUACUGUUCGCCAACUUGAUGCUGGCCCAGUUAUUUCCUAUGAAAAAGUGGAAAUUGAUGAUAAAAUAAAGGCUCCAGAAUUACUUGAGCUACUCUUUUCACUAGGGUCUAGCCUUAUAAUCCGCGAGCUUCCCUCAAUUUUGGAUGGGUCGGCUAAGUUAAAGGCACAAGAUCAAGAUGACUCUCUAGCUUCCUUGGCUCCAAAGAUAUGUCCUGAUGAGUCAUGGCUAUCCUUUGAUGAAGAAGCAACUGUCCUUCACAACAAGGUUCGAGCAUUUGCAGGGUGGCCUGGAACUAGAGCUAGACUUGCGGUUGUUGAUUCCAAAAGUAACCUGAAUAGCAUCAUAGAGCUGAAAAUCAUCACAACGAAAGUUCACAACAAUGUAAUAACUCAGGAUGGUGAUGAUGAAGAAUUGUUGUUCCGUAAAGGAUCCCUAAUAGUUCCAUGUGGUGGGGGCUCGACACUUGAAGUACUAGAAGUUCAACUCCCAGGUAAAAAAGUGGUUAAUGCAGCUGCUUUUUGGAAUGGUUUACGAGGCCAAAGAUUAAAAAAGAUUAAAGUAUAGAAGCUCAUGCACAUAAAGAGAGCUUCAACUUCUUCAAGAAGUAGCCUUUGGCAAGGUGGUCCCAGAAGCACCAAAUCAAGGAUGCAGCAGCCAGUAUGGUGGCAGAUUUUUAUGUGAUUGAGAAAGAAGUUGUGAAUGCCUAUGAAUGUUAUGACAAAGAUGAAAGCCAGAGUUUUGUUACCUACUCACAUUUGGGCUUCCAUUUUAAUCCAAGGAUGAAUGUUUCAUUUAAACUAAGUUGCUAGUUUUACACGCAAACAUAUAUACAUAGAUAAAUUUUGCCAGUGUUCAUAUCAAGCGUCCUUGAUGGGAAUUCCGUCACGCCAACUCCA
Cuscuta epithymum is the source of this 1846-nucleotide messenger RNA. The record is from the annotation of a GenBank genome assembly. NCBI's taxonomy places the organism in Eukaryota, Viridiplantae, Streptophyta, Magnoliopsida, Solanales, Convolvulaceae.